Messenger RNA from Plectropomus leopardus (leopard coralgrouper), 746 nucleotides. RefSeq lists its product as uncharacterized. Lineage: Eukaryota; Metazoa; Chordata; Actinopteri; Perciformes; Serranidae. The record is from RefSeq and is a predicted model, not a curated record.
CUUCAGAAACAAUGCAGCGUUUGUGUAUUGCAGCUUUACUUUUGUCAGCAGUAGCUGCUCAGCUGGAUGUAGACUCUAAGCUCGGUGACGACGAGGAGUGGGUGUCAGAAGUCCCAGAAGGUGGAAACGUGGGGUCAGGUGUAGACGGGUCAGACUGGGCGGGUGGUCAGCCAUGGCUUCUGGAGACGCCCCCUUGGCUCCCACAGCAGCGCUUUAGAAGGCAAGGAAUGACAGGUCCACAGAGACCAGUGGAGAGGCCUCGAGGGAGACCUCGAGGGGCUCCUGAGAGACACAAAGGACCAGGAGGCAGGGAGCCCAAUGGGAGGAAGCCACUGGUGCCUUCACCUGUGUUUAAGGUUGAGAACGUGGAAUUUCAGAACACCACUGCUGUACCCCUGAAGGAGGGGGAGAAUGUGUUUCGGAUGCUCAGGAAUGGCGGAAAAGGAGGACCUCAACUUCUAAGGGGAGGAAGGAACAGGCCGAAGAGAGAGUUUCCACAGUAUGUGAAGCUCAUCUACAGCGCCGCAGAGCCGAACAAAGUCUCCAUUGAGUUUGGGGUUAUGAAACCUGAGAACCUUGGUGAAUUGGUUGGAGAGGAAGAAAAUCUUGAAGAGGAGUACUGGUAACUAUAACAGGAAGAAACCAACAACUACAACUACAACAACUACUUUGUUUUGUUUUCUUUCCUGCAGUAUAUUCUGAGAAAUCAUUCAUGAAAUUGUGCAUUUUACCUGUAAAAGCAUAAU